AUGUCUCGCCAACAUCCCCAACCCUACAAACGUCCCGAGCAAGGCGGCUGCGAAGAAAUCAAUAAGGAUGAGACUGUUGAAGUGCACAUCCGUGCAAAUUUCUGGGCAGUAGGCUUCGCCAUUGGCGGCCUACAAUUCUUUCGUAUGGCUGGGGAUCUGAAGUGGAAUUUACAUCCCCAAGUGGGCAACGGAACCACGACUUCUUCAGACCCAACCACGCGGUAUCGUAUAUCGUCGUCGUCGUUGUCUAAAAGUCAAAUCAUUGCGCCCACCCUGAAAAAGUUACGCGUCAGCGCAGCCAGGGCUCCUUCUGAUAUGGUCGCGAACGACGUCGUCACGAGCCGUGAGUCCACAUCGCGAGCAUUUGAACUGAAUGCCCAGAUGCUUCCCGAUGUGCCUCGCGAUACUGCUCAUUUUCAGACGUUUGUCCAUCGAGCACGAACUCCAGCGGCAUUCGAGGUCCGCGUCGCCAGUGUGCACGAUACCGUGCCGUUCCCGAAGAUGGGAGAGAAUGUCUCUGGGAGAGCCUUCGAUGAACAUUCCGCAGGGAGAGUGUUGGGUGUCCCAGGAGCAGCGAUAGACGAGGGCUACCUCAGCAUUCCGCGCGUUAACGGCAGCGCUUGGCUCAACAUCUAUGACGACGGAGUUCUGCGGGCUCGUAGAUUCACAUGGACAAUGGGGUAA
Messenger RNA from Suillus subalutaceus, 684 nucleotides. RefSeq lists its product as uncharacterized. NCBI's taxonomy places the organism in Eukaryota, Fungi, Basidiomycota, Agaricomycetes, Boletales, Suillaceae. The record is from RefSeq and is a predicted model, not a curated record. The transcript is spliced from 6 exons. Bases 1 to 684 code for a protein of 227 amino acids.